This is a messenger RNA of Zophobas morio, 2898 nucleotides long. RefSeq names its product venom dipeptidyl peptidase 4. Gene Ontology annotation, cellular component: plasma membrane. Gene Ontology annotation, molecular function: serine-type peptidase activity; dipeptidyl-peptidase activity. The transcript is spliced from 13 exons. Lineage: Eukaryota; Metazoa; Arthropoda; Insecta; Coleoptera; Tenebrionidae. The record is from RefSeq and is a predicted model, not a curated record. Gene Ontology annotation, biological process: proteolysis. Bases 430 to 2733 code for a protein of 767 amino acids.
AAAAAUGACUUUAUUGGAACAGUUCUCUAUGUCAAUGUCUUGACUAAGAACCAUGCAGUGUUUGUGUAAACGAUCUAAAAGACUCCAGUGUUUGUCCCCAAUUUAAAAAUUAUUGUUAAAUGUUUAGUGAAAGUUUUAGCAUUUCAUUCAUACGGUUUGUUUAGCUAACUUGUGUGCGUUACGAGUGUGUAAAAAGUUAAUAAACUUGACAAAAAUAAAAAACAAUAAAAUCGCAUCUGACAAGGCCACGAUUUUUUGGGGCAACUGUCAUCAAUUAGCACCUUAGUUAUCAAUUUUUAAUUGUUCCGCCAGCUUAAAUGAGAUUAAAUAUUAUUGUAGUUAAAUUUGUUAACGUGCAGCGAUAAGAUAAGUAAUAACAUAUUCUGAAGGUGUAAGUUUAAAAUAUUGUUCACGCUAAUUCAUUCCGCGAUGGGUCUUUGUAAGGCUGUGUUGGUUUAUUGUUUUCUGUUUCUGACGACAGAAGGAAAAUCGUUGGCAAAAAAUGACCAAGGAGAACCUUUUGAGUUGAAUGAAUAUUUAUUAGGGACGUUCUCAACAAGAAGCUUUAACGGAUCGUGGCUCACUGGAGACUCCUUCCUGUACCGAGAUUUAGCAGGUGAUAUUUCUCUUUUUAACGCGAGCGAUAGAAGCUCCGACAAAUUUCUUCUCAGAGAUGUUUUGUCAGACUAUCCAGGUGCUUCGACUGGUGUAUCAGCAGAUCGACUUUAUAUCCUGAUUAGAUAUAACGUUCAAGCUGUAUUUCGACACUCGACAACUGCUCUUUACGCCAUCUACGACAUCGAAAACAAUGAGUAUUACGAUGUAGCCGGCAAAAACCAAUCCCAGUAUGCCCAGUGGGCACCUCAAGGCCAUGGGCUUGUCUACGUCUAUUUAAACAAUUUAUAUUACCUGGAGGACCCAGCGGGUGAACCCAGAGCCUUAACUAUUGACGGAAAGCCCGGAGUCUUAUAUAACGGUGUCCCGGAUUGGGUUUACGAGGAGGAGGUUCUGGGGACGGGUUCGGCACUUUGGUUUUCGCCAAAUGGUCAACAACUGGCGUUCGCUUCGUUUGAUGACACCAACGUCGAAGAGUUUACGUAUUUCAUUUAUGGUACUCCUGGAGACAUGAACGAUCAGUACCCUAAAAACGUGACUAUAAGAUAUCCGAAAGUGGGUACUACCAAUCCUGUUGUGAAAAUAUACGUCGCUAGUUUAGAAACUGGUGAAGAAGUGCAGGUACCGAAUGAAAUAAAAGCGAUUCCUGAAAAAUGGACACAAGAUCUGGAUUAUGUUCUGUAUGAUAUCGUGUGGAUUACUGACGAGGAGAUGGCAAUUCUUUAUUCAAAUCGGGUUCAAAAUCAAGCUGAACUUCUCAGGUGUAACAAACACGCCGAAUGUAACGCAGAGCCGGAAGCUACGUACCAGGAGGAAAAUGGUUGGUUGGAACCACAUCUCCCUAAGUACAAUAAGGACGGUACUCAAAAGAUUGAAAUUUUGGCACAAGCUCAAGGAAACGAUAAAUUUGAUCAUAUAGUGUUUACGGAGAUAGAAACAAAUAAUGUUACAAGAUUGACAGAAGGACCGUUUUAUGUUUUAAGUAUAUAUGGCUGGGACGAAGAGAAUAAUCUCAUUUACUUCCUUCGGAGUGGUGAUAAUGCACCAUACCAGCGUUAUGUUUACGUAAUUCAUAUUGACUCUCAAGAAUCCAAAUGUUUGACUUGUGACAUGACUACUUCAAGAGGACCUUGUACCUAUGCUUCAGCUUCUUUCAGUAAAGAUCUUAGCUACGUUACUAAAAUUUGCCAAGGACCUGGACCCUAUCUUGUUGAGAUUCAAAGCACACAAGAUGACACUGACAUUUUGACGUGGGAAAACAACCAGCGUUUGGUUGACUUGCUUGCCCCAAAGGCAAUACCUGUCAUCAAAGAUUUAAGAGUGCCUGUCGGUGACGGUUUCGAAGCCAACGUUCGCUUGCUUCUCCCUCCAGGGCUCGACGAGAACGACUCCAAAAAAUAUCCUGCAGUAGUUAACGUCUAUGGAGGACCCAAUUACAACCAAAUCAACGACGCGUAUUCCUCUGGUUUCCAGAACUACAUAGUGACAAAUCGAGAGUACAUCUACGUGUACAUCGACGGCAGAGGAAGUGGAAUCGAUGGGCAAAAUAAAACCUUCCAAGUGUACAGGAAGUUGGCAACAGCUGAAAUCCAAGAUCAGAUCCUAGCUAUGAAAUGGCUACAAGAAAACUUGCCCUACAUCGAUGCUAAUAACACCGGAAUCUGGGGCUGGAGUUAUGGCGGUUUUGCCACCGCUUGGGUUCUAGUCCAGGACACAGAAAACGUUUUUAAAUUUGGUUUAUCGGUGGCCCCGGUAACCAGCUUUAUUUAUUACGAUUCCAUUUAUACCGAACGGUAUAUGGGACUGCCGGACGAAAAUUCGGGCGGCUAUAAUAACACGGACGUCACGCGGAACGUGGAGGCGAUGCGGGGUAAAUUGUUUUUCUUAAUUCAUGGUAAUGCCGACGAUAACGUCCACUACCAGCAGUCCAUGCUGUUAUCGAAAGCUUUGGAGGAAGCGGAUAUACAGUUCCAGCAACAAAGCUAUCCAGACGAGAAUCAUAGUUUAGGCGGCGUGUACCCCCAUUUGUACCACACUAUUGAUCGGUUCUGGGCCAGAAGUUUCGGCUUGCCUGACCCUCCGGCUACGCGGAUUGUUAUGCCGAAGGUGGAAGAUUAGUGGAUUUGCAUUUAAUAAAAGAAAGUAAAAAAAGCGUGUUAUUUAUUGGAUUGGAGUUGCAGUUCUGCACCGAACCAUAUCUCAUCAAGAGCUUGUAAAGUUUUGUCAUUUAUAGUCCAAAUUUUGUCCUAACUUGGCUUUAAUUAAACAAAGAUAAUUGUUAAA